GUUGGAUACCUGAGUUCACAUCCUAAAUUAUUUUAUCAAUAUUCUUUAAUCACCAUUGCGAAUUUGUUUGAAACCAUCACCAAAUAGGUUAUUCACUUAUUUAUUACUAUGAUGCAUCUAAUUCUGACAUCGAAAUGAGAAAUAUAAUCUUCUCAGAAAUUAAGGCGCUUGCAACUAUAACCCCAGAAUGAACGAAAGAUAGAGCAAAUAUAUAUACUCAGUGGCUAGGAAAUGCAAUCAGUUUUCAAGCUUUUCUUUUCUUAUUUCUUAAGAAUUUAACAUGUGUAUAAGUUUGGAGGAUAAAUUAUAGGUCUUAUUAUUCAUUGAUUAGCUUAUCAUAGAUUGGAGGAUUUUGAUUUCAGUUUGCGGUCAUCUUGCUCUGAUGGACAAUAAAAAUUAUAAUAAUUAUAAACACUAAGAUACAGAAAGAAAAAUAAUGAGGCUAAAAUCCCCCUGUAAUGAGAGGUUAAACUUAAAUAUCCUUUUUGAUUUAGCUCAAAGAAUACCACAGUUCUGUUUUUUCGUUUUUUUGGAACAAUGUCUUUUAUAGUGUCUGAUCAUGUUCUUACCUGCGAAUUAUAGUUUGAUGCUUUAUUAUUAUGUCGGUCCACUUCCAUUAAUCAAUUUCUUAUGGUAUGAAAUAUGCUCAGAUCUUUACUCUUUUUCGGCUUGACUUUGGCCACGGUGUUUUGACUCCGGCAAAACAUCUUGAUCUCAUAAUUUUGGAAUUUGAAGAUAUAAUAAAGAGGAUGUCAAACUUAAUGGACAAAAAUAAAGAGUUAGAGUACGAAGAAGAAGAAACUCAAGAGGAAUGUCUACUGGAAUGGAGAAGAUGUUUGGUGUUCAAACUUGUUACAGGGAGAGGUCAUGCUUUCUUUAUUCUUAAAGAGAUGUUACUUAAAGCUUGGAAAACUUCAGGUGAUUUCUCCCUAUCAGAUCUAGGAAAUAAUAUUUAUAAAAUUAGAUUUGAGAAUCUUUGUGAUAUGGAAGCUGUACUGAAAAGUUCUCCAUGGGCUCUAAACAACGAGUUAAUGGUGAUAGAAAGAUGUGAUGAUGAUCUACUUCCAAAGGAAUAUGAGUUUAAAUAUGUGUGGUUCUGGAUCCAAAUCCAUGGGUUACCAAUCAGUAUGUUAAACAACAAGAAAAUCUACAACAUGGCGAAGAAAUUUGGGAACCCUCAAAAUAUAACAGAUGAAGAUGCUGCUAAAUGGGGCAAGUAUGCUAGGAUUAGGGUUCGAAUUGAUAUCACUAAACCAUUACCAAAAGAGAUGAAGGUCACCUUUGCAUCAAAGAAGAUUCGUACAAAUCAAUUUAGAUAUGAAAAGCUACCUAAAUUAUGUUAUUUCUGUGGGCUAUUUGGGCACGCCAUGAAACAAUGUCCAGUUUUAUCAUCAAGCAUAGAAAAGUUGAAGUUACCUCCGAAGUUUUCAGUCAAAAAAUGGAAAAUCCAAGGCUUUCUAACUACAUUGAAGAAAUUAGAGUCGACUUCAAAGGCAGAGAUAAAGUUCCAGUCACGCCUAUUAUUAUACCGGAAAAAAUGUGUAAUCCGGCGAUUUCAAAUCUUCAGUUAGAAACAGAUAUCAGAGUUUCCGGCGAUAAUGAGAACGUGGAGAUGGAGGACACUAGGAUUACUGGCCGACAAAAUUCAGACGUUCAGAUUGUCAACUCUCAAUAAUUUUAUACGUACCGCCAGAAAAACAAUACUAAAACAACAUCCAACGUGGCAGCUACGUGGAGGAUAAAAAGCAGAAAAACUUGUCUGCAGUUUUGCAAGAAGAUAGAGAAAACUGUCUAUUCAAUUAGAGACGUCGAUUUAAUUGUAAUAGUAAAGAGCUAUUCCGGUCCAUUGGAUCUAAAUCUAAUAAAAUCUCCCCAAAUAUCUUUUCUUUCUUAAUUAGCUUCUCUUGCGGUAAGACCAAGAAAAGACUUCUUCUCUCUUUAUUACUGUGCUUCAUACAUUCCAAUCACCAUUGUUACUGUAAUGUAUGAU
Papaver somniferum (opium poppy) is the source of this 1990-nucleotide messenger RNA. RefSeq lists its product as uncharacterized. NCBI's taxonomy places the organism in Eukaryota, Viridiplantae, Streptophyta, Magnoliopsida, Ranunculales, Papaveraceae. Gene Ontology annotation, molecular function: zinc ion binding; nucleic acid binding. Bases 636 to 1571 code for a protein of 311 amino acids. The transcript is spliced from 2 exons. The record is from RefSeq and is a predicted model, not a curated record.